GAACAAUAGACAAGAAAUUAAAUAAACAAUAGGCAAGACCACGAACAAGAAGGAAAAGGAUACUGAUUGGCUGGAUUUCUCGAUCAUCAUUGGCAAUAUCGAAGCUUCUGACACCCUCAAGCGUGCCUCAACUAUAUGUCUAUGCAAAUCGGUCGAAGUCUCAAAGCAUCUCUAGCACAAAUAUACAAGCACACGCAGGAUGAAAGGCAAAACACUAAUUAUUCCAUUGCCAGCAGUUAUGUUGAUGAUGGUGUUGCCGUUUCUAGGUUGUUUAUCAGAAGCCAAUCACUCCACAGCUAGCAUUAGAAAGUUGGCGCCGCUUCCAUCACCUGUUGUUUAUGAUCUCAGGGGCACUUCCUCAAUUGUUUUUCCGCUCACCGGGAAAAUUUAUCCUACAUGGGCCUACUUUGCGACCAUCAAUAUAGGUGAGCCAGCCAAGCUUUUCAGUCUUGUCGUUGAUACUGCUAGUUAUGUCACUUGGGUCAAAUGUGUUGGAUCUUGCAAGAAUUGCAGCCGGGGUCCAAGACCUUUGUAUAGGCCACCGAAUGGGAGCAUCGUGUCAUGUGAAGAUCCCUUAUGUGCUGCUGUCCAAGGAGAAGAACGCAAUUGUUCAAAUCCAAAUGACCGAUGCGAGUAUGUUUUGAACUAUGCCGAUGGAAGUUCAACUCAUGGUUAUCUAGUCAAAGACAAUUUUCAUCUACCACUUAUCAAUGGAUCCGUCAUUGUUUCUCCUUUGAUUUUUGGGUGUGGAUACAAGCAGAUUGGACAUUUUCCUAGGGAUGGAAUAAUUGGUUUAAGCAUGAAUCCCGCUAGCCUCUUAUCGCAAAUUCAUGGAAAAAGUCGAAUAAAACGAUUGAUUGGCCACUGUUUUAGUAGAAAAGGAGGUGGGAUUUUAUUUUUUGGGGACGAUCUUGUUCCUGUUUCAGGAAUUUCUUGGACGCCAAUCAUAGACAAUUACAAAAUGUAAGAUAGAUUAUAGACCCCAAUUAAGCUCUCUUUAUCA
Molecule: messenger RNA, 1003 nt
Organism: Tripterygium wilfordii
Lineage: Eukaryota; Viridiplantae; Streptophyta; Magnoliopsida; Celastrales; Celastraceae
Product: aspartic proteinase Asp1-like
Exons: 4
Coding region: 200-967 (255 amino acids)
Biological process (GO): proteolysis
Molecular function (GO): aspartic-type endopeptidase activity
Source: RefSeq, a predicted model, not a curated record